Molecule: messenger RNA, 1628 nt
Organism: Clarias gariepinus (North African catfish)
Lineage: Eukaryota; Metazoa; Chordata; Actinopteri; Siluriformes; Clariidae
Gene: serpinc1
Product: serpin peptidase inhibitor, clade C (antithrombin), member 1
Exons: 8
Coding region: 111-1478 (455 amino acids)
Molecular function (GO): serine-type endopeptidase inhibitor activity
Source: RefSeq, a predicted model, not a curated record
CUCUGAGGGACACUGACCUGUUUGUUUGACUCUGUUACUUUUUAUGCUUUAACGCUGAGCAGUGUCACCUGAAAAUCUGCUGCCUUUGGAAGGAUUUAAUAUCGUACAAGAUGAGAAUAAAGUGGGUGGUGUUUGUAGGAGCUGUCUGGAUCUUGUCCAUCUCCACAGCUCACGCAGGUACUGAAGUCUGCAACAUGAAGCCCAAAGAUCUGCCCCUGGAGCCGGUGUGUAUACACCGCAACCCAAAUGUCUUAGACAAUGAAGAAGAAUCAGCCAAGCCCCAGGAGACGAUGCCUGAAUCCACCAACCCUCGAGUGUGGGAGCUGUCCAAAGCCAACGGGCGCUUCGCACUUUCUCUUUUCAAGCAGGUCUCCAAAGGCAAGUCUGAGGAGACGAACAUCUUUAUGUCCCCACUCAGCAUCUCAACAGCGUUCGCCAUGACGAAACUGGGGGCUUGCAACAGCACGCUGGAGCAGAUCAUGCGUGUGUUUGAGUUCGACUCAAUAAAGGAGAAGACAUCAGAUCAGGUUCACUUUUUUUUUGCCAAGCUGAACUGCCGCCUCUAUCGCAAAACACACAACUCUGUGGAACUGGUCUCAGCCAAUCGUCUGUUUGGAGAGGAGACGUUCGAGUUCAAUGAGAACUAUCAGAACAUCAGUGAAAUGGUCUACGGUGCUAAGCUGCUUCCGCUCAACUUUAAGGAAAAACCUGAACUUUCGAGACAGAAGAUCAAUGAGUGGAUUUCUGAGAAGACAAACCAUAGAAUAAACAACACUUUGCCCAAGGGCUCAGUCAACGCAAAUACUAUUCUGGCGCUGGUCAAUACCAUCUACUUUAAGGGCCAAUGGAAACAUAAGUUCAACAGACAAAAUAGCAUGGAGGACAAAUUCCAUGUCAGCGAAACACACAGCUGCUCAGUGCAGAUGAUGUACCAGGAAAACACAUAUCGAUAUGGAUAUUUCCAAAACGACAAGGUACAGGUGCUGGAGAUGUUCUACAAUGGAAAUGGCAUUUCAAUGUUGAUUGUAUUACCGGACAAGAAUGUAAAGCUGGCUAAGGUGGAGGAACAUUUAAGCCUUAAUAAACUCGAUGGUUGGUUAAGCAACAUGGAAGAAAAACCUGUGGGGGUUCGAUUUCCACGUUUCCGCAUGGAGGAAGAUUUCAGCCUCAAAGAGAUGCUUCAGGCUAUGGGCCUUCAGGAUAUCUUCAGUGUGGAGCAUGCUAGCCUGCCAGGCAUGGUAUCAAACAACCAAAAUGUACUUUAUGUCACUGAUGCCUUCCACAAAGCAUUCCUCGAAGUUAAUGAAGAGGGCAGCGAGGCUGCCGCAGCUACUGCUAUCCUGUUUGGUGGUCGCUCACUCAACCCAAACCGAGAGGUGUUCAUAGCUGAUCGGCCUUUCCUCCUCUUCAUUCGAGAAACCACCAUUAACACACUGAUUUUUGCAGGCCGUGUGGCAAAUCCCUGCUCAGACAAAUAAGAAGAUACAAAUUCACUCAUUUCCUCAUGAGUGAGUAGAAUAGAGAGGAAGGUUGUAAGAGCUGAUGAUAAUGUUCUUAUUCUCAUCCAUCAGGUGGUAUGGUGUUCAUUUUCAUUAUUCAUUACAAAUAAAACAAAAUUAUUACAAAUG